Molecule: messenger RNA, 409 nt
Organism: Hyaloscypha bicolor E
Lineage: Eukaryota; Fungi; Ascomycota; Leotiomycetes; Helotiales; Hyaloscyphaceae
Exons: 1
Source: RefSeq, a predicted model, not a curated record
CAACUAUCACAAUGGCAUUUACUCCUCAUACGGCAGGAAGUACCUCGUCUCUGCUUAGCUUCUGGUCCAAUGGUGGUUUCAUCGAUCUCUUGUUGACAAGCACUGCAUCUGGUGUAUUCUCAUCCUCAAUUUCGUCAUCUGUUCGUUCCUCAACAUCGUCGACGAAAGUUUUGAGCACACUCUCUACUGUAACAAACACGAAGUCGUCCUUUUCAGGCUCAAUUUCCAGCACAAAGUCGCCCUCUUCCAGCUCAUUUUCCCGCACAAAAACUUCAACUUCAACUUCAAGUAGUGUUUCCCCUCCCCCCUUGGCCUCCGUAAGCACUCUCUCGACCACCUCAGCGUCUACAACCAAGACCAGCUCUUCAACACCCGGCUCAACCCUUAACCCUCUUGAGCCAGCGGCCAU